UUAAAAAUUACUGAUUGGCUGACGUGCAGAGCUGGAAAAAAUGAAUAGUGAUGGUGUGGUCGUAGGGGCUGGAUGGUUCAGCGGUUGCUGAGCUCUCCGGCUGGAAUCGGGCGCUGCGCUUCGCCUCUCAGAUUCCCGCAUUUGCGGUUUCCUGGAUGCGCACUGACCCGCAGGACCAUGAAGAGCGCGGUCGUCGUUUAUCACGCGGACACCAGGAGGAGCAUUUACUUCUGAUGGUUAUACUUAUUUAUUGCGUCGGGAAGAAGGAUUUUUGAGCAAAGGGGUGGGAAUGAAACGCACAUGAUGGGAAUCUGCGUCUUAUCCUGCGCUGCCAGGACCGGCUGAUCGCCCCUGGAUUUUAACUCGUAUUCUGCCCCUUGUUCUCCGCUUUGCCCCCCAGUCUUAAAUUCUCAAUCUAAUGAAUCCCUUUGGCUGCCCGGUAUGUCUUCGAGGAAGAUCUCAUCGGAAUCAUUCAGCUCAAUGGGGUCCGACUACUUGGAGAGCCCGGACGACAGCGAAUGCCCCAUGUCGCGGAUGCUGUGGAACGGCCGGAGCCCCGUGGAGUCCCUGCCCAGUCCCUUCGAGGACGUGGUGGUGAAGCGGACCACCCGGCGCAAGCGCGUCAACCUUGACUCGCUCGGAGAGAGCCUGAGAAGGCUGACCUCACCGACGAGACACACGGUUCAGCUGGCCCUGCAGAGGACUCUGGAUGCCUACAAGCAGAAGGGGAUCAGGUGUGACGAGGACGGGGCGGAUGAGGGUGGUGACCCCGGAAAAUGUCCCUUCUUGGAGGAUUCGGGGUUGGGGGAGGAGAGUGACAUCUCAGGAAUCCUGCAGUACACAGCCUCCUUACUGGGGCUGCGGUUCGAGGAGCUCCGUGAGCACUUUGGAGAGGAGCUCUUUGGCCUCUGUUUUGAGGAGAACGAGCGGGUACUGCGUGCCCUGGGCAGCGACCUGCAGGGCUUCUUCAAUGGCUUUGACGCACUCCUGGAGCACAUCCGCGCCUCCUGCGGCCGCCGCGCCUCCACAGAGUCGCCCUCCUUCCUAUGCAAGGACGCCCCUGAGACUGGCAGCCUGCUCUUGCACUGCUUCCACCCAGCGCCCCCUGUAGGCCUGGCCAUGCCCGGCCUGAUCCGCGCCGCCGCCCGCAGGAUCUACCACAGGGAGGUGGAGGUGGAGGAGGCGCAGCUGACACUGGAGGGGGUACAGAGCGAGAGGGACGCCUCCUCCUGCCUGUCCUUCCUAAUUAAGGAGCCCCGCGCCCCUGGGGGGCCGCAGACGCUGCCCCUGGAGCUGUCGUGCUCGCCCCCCGACCUGCGCAUUGGCCUCAGCACCUUCUGUCGCGCCUUCCCUUUCCACCUGGUGCUGGGGCCUGACAUGAGCGUGCUGCAGCUGGGGGAGGGCCUCCGCCGGCAGGCCAGGUGCGAGCCUCACCGGACCCUGCACUUCGCCGACUGCUUCGAGGUGGUAUCACCCCGCAUCGCCUGCACCUUCCAGGGCAUCCUGCUGCGCCUCUCCACCCCCUUCACCAUUCGGACCCGGCCAGAGGGUGGCAGCACUGGCACCAAGGAGAAGGUGAUGGAGAUCAAAGGUCAGAUGAUCCAUGUGCCAGAGUCCAACUCCAUCAUGUUCCUGGGCUCUCCGCGCGUCGACAAGCUGGAGGAGCUUAUGGGCCGCGGGCUGCACCUCUCUGACAUCCCGAUCCACGACGCCACGCGGGACGUCAUCCUAGUGGGCGAGCAGGCCAAGGCGCAGGACGGCCUGAAGAAGCGCAUGGACAAGCUGAAGGCCACACUGGAGCGCACGCACCAGGCUCUGGAGGAGGAGAAGCGGCGCACUGUGGAGCUGCUGUACUCCAUCUUCCCGGGCGACGUGGCGCAGCAGCUGUGGCAGGGCCAGGCGGUGCGCGCGCGCAAGUUUGAUGAUGUCACCAUGCUUUUCUCAGAUAUUGUGGGCUUCACGGCCGUGUGCGCCCAGUGCACCCCCAUGCAGGUCAUCAGCAUGCUCAACGAGCUCUACACGCGUUUCGACUACCAGUGCGGCAUCCUCGACGUCUACAAGAUCGAGACGAUCGGUGACGCCUACUGUGUGGCUGGCGGACUUCACCGGAAGAGCGACUGUCACGCCAAGCCCAUCGCCCUCAUGGCGCUCAAGAUGAUGGCGCUUUCUGAGGAGGUCCUCACGCCCGACGGGAAGCCCAUCAAGCUCCGGAUCGGCAUCCACUCUGGUUCAGUUCUGGCUGGCGUCGUGGGGGUGAAGAUGCCAAGGUAUUGCCUGUUCGGGAACAACGUGACCCUGGCCAGCAAAUUCGAGUCGGGAUCCCACCCGCGCUGCAUCAACGUCAGCCCAACCACGCACCAGCUGCUUAAGGACGACAGAGCCUUCACCUUCAUCCCUCGGUCCCGGGAGGACCUACCGGAUAACUUUCCCAAGGAGAUCCAAGGAAUCUGCUAUUUCCUGGAGGCAGGGUCAUCGCAGGGAGCCGCUCCGGCGGGAAGCUCGCGGCCCACCUCCUCCGCCUCCUCUGCCCCCAUCCGCAAGGUGUCCUACAACAUCGGGACCAUGUUCCUGCGGGAGACGAGCCUGUGAGCGCCCCCCGGUGGGAAGGCCGUGCUGCUCACUUAGCAUUCUACCACCAUUACUGGCUCACACUGGGCCGGUGGGCAACUGGAGGACAGGAAUGAGGAAUCAGAAGCUUAUGCUCCUUCAGACCCUCUGCAUCACAUCUGACAUUGUACUCGCAUAAUUCGGUGCCUUCUGACCACGGACGCCGUCAGAGAGACGGAGGAUCCCUCAAGCACACCUUCACCGUCCACCGUGCCGCCGCCCAUCUAGCCUGCCUGUCGGAUGUCUGUCCGUCUGUCUCCUGGCAACAUCCAUUCCUCCUCCUCAUCUUGCUUCCCGGAAUUCCUAACACUAGGCCAGGUCAUGUGACCGCGUUUCCUCGCCCCAGAUAGGUCUGACGGGCGUUAUGUGAGCAGCUCUCUGUACUUUAUGGGUCGUGUAGUCAGCUAACAAGCCCUGUUUUCAUUUGAUUCCUGUGCAAACUGCCCACUUGUGGUAGAGAAAUGCUGUAACACCUUUUAAAUAAUUAAAAAAAAAACAACUUGGCAUAGCCUACUAAAACCCACCUGGAGAACUUACGGUCCAAAUCCUACUGACCAUCCCAUUCGAUAAGCUGCAUUGGGUGGGGGGAGUGGGUAGUGUCACUUCUGUGGAAACAUCACUACCCCACAGUUUUCAUGCCGACAGUCCCUCCCUGGACUCCAGCGGUCUGUCUGCAGUGCCCCGUUGCCCAGCGGCCUGGGCCACCAAUCAGAGUGUUCAGAUCGCUAGCCAAUAGCAGCGAAUGACAGACUCUCAGGGUGGUCAGUGUGAGAAGAACUAGAGCUUUUCUGCCGGUGAUGGAGACUACAGACCCGCUGUGGUGACUCAGCGCAGGAGGCCUGCUGAUUGGUCACUCAGAUUCAACAGUACAACAGACUGACCCCAGCUGGCCGCGGAGCUGUUCUGCUGUGCGUUGUCACAGGCGCCAAGCACAGCAUUGGCCCGCCCCCAUGACCCGGUGUCCCCUUCUCUCACCGCACCAUUAAAGCACCAUAGGUGUGAACACAGUCUCCUCACAUCACAGUGUUUAAAAUGCGGCUCUGCGAUAUGGUGACCAGGAAGAACCUGAAGCUCUCAGUUUAAUUUAACUUCAUGGUCUUACACUGGAACAGGAGAUUUUGUAAAAUGUACUAAAUGGACACUUAAUGCUUAUACUAAUAUAUUUUCUGUUUGCCUUUCAUAUCCAACACUGAAAUGCUUAGGUGUCUGUUUAUAAGACUCAGAUAAUGAGAUAAAACUCAGAAGACAAGCUACUCCACACCAGACCGAUCCCUUUAAAAUAGCUCCAGCACUUGCAGUAAAACAAAACAUAUAUAAAAAUAAAAUAAAAUAAAAUAAAACAAAAUAAAUUAAAAGCAAAAUGCUUUACUUACCUGUGGUCAUUAUUUUAUGGACUUCGGAGUCAAGUUUGAAACUCAAAGAAAUAUGUUUGGGAGGGCAAAGUCGUCGGCCUGUGGAUCCAUUGUGUCAGAACACGGGGCGCCAAGGUAAGGAGCUUCACCAAAAACAAAGAACAAAACUAAAAACCAAAGAACAGUUUGGUUGGAUUCACGGCAGGUUCCCAGCUGCCUGUCACACCCCCAGAAGUCAUCCCAUGUCUGUCACCCGCCGGAGGGUGAUGGGGCGUGUCGUCAUACCACGUGACACUCUCGCCACUUGGUGUGCUGUAAGUACAGGUCAAUGUAGCACUGCCUGCAAGAGAACGGGCCAAUCAGAGGCCAGCAGCUGCUCCCGGAGCCCCUUAUCCGGUAGUUUAACGAUUUGUUUUCUAAUUAAAAUACAAAAACGUCUGGCAGCAAUACGGAUGGACGUUGUUUCUGUUCUGUAUGGAAGCCUGCCACGUCUGAGCCUGAGAUGUGCUGUAAAAUAACUGUACAUUAUAAAAUUUGUAUCCAAUCUGACAUUUUAAGCAAUAAUGUAAGUGUUCUACUUGUGGCAAGAUAAUAAAGUUAGGGAGUACAGUGAGAA
Messenger RNA from Paramormyrops kingsleyae, 4575 nucleotides. It is a transcript of the gene gucy1a2, whose product is annotated as guanylate cyclase 1, soluble, alpha 2. Gene Ontology annotation, cellular component: guanylate cyclase complex, soluble. Gene Ontology annotation, biological process: response to oxygen levels; cGMP biosynthetic process. Lineage: Eukaryota; Metazoa; Chordata; Actinopteri; Osteoglossiformes; Mormyridae. Gene Ontology annotation, molecular function: guanylate cyclase activity; heme binding. The record is from RefSeq and is a predicted model, not a curated record.